AUGACUCAAUCUCCAUUCGCUUUGUCGUCGCCCGAUUCCCGUUUUGCGUUCGGCGACUCGGCCUCAACUUACCCUCCCGUGCGCUCCCGUCUCCCCAUCCCGCCUCCCCCUCCCCACCCUUUUCCCCCUCUUUUCCCCUCCCUCCCCACUCCCUCUUCCCCGCUCUCCGCGCGAGCAGAACCUGCGCUGCGCGCCAUCGCGGACGCGUGGGGCCCGUACAUUCCGCUGGCGGACACGUGGUUCGUCGCCGCCGAUUGCGCGCAAUGGGACGGGCUCACGUGCAACGCCAUGGGCCAAGUCACCAGCUUGGUGAUCACGGACCGCGCAGGCCUCGCAGGCCAGACCAUUCCCGACGCCGUCGCGCAGCUCUUCGCGCUCGACACUCUGAGUUUGGACCACAACCUUCUCGCGGGCUCUAUUCCUUCCUCCAUCGACUAUCUCUCCGCGCUCACCAACCUGUCACUGAGCGGCAACUUUCUGCAAGGUUCCAUCCCCCCGGGCGUGUUCAACCUCGUCAAUCUCCGCGUGCUCGAUCUGAGCACCAACGCGCUCUCCGGACCCCUCCCCGACAGCUUCAACCAGCUGAAUCUCCUCUCCACGCUAUCUCUGGAAGCCAACCAGCUAUCGGGUCCCCUGCCCCGCAGCAUCUACUCUCUCCCCAACCUGCAACACCUCCUACUAGGAGGCAACAGCUUCUCGGGUACCAUAUCCGUCGCCAUUGCCAACCUUCGCUCGCUCCUCGCACUUGACCUCAGCCGCAACUUCUUCUACGGGCGUCUCCCGAACGUGCUAGGCUCGCUGCCAAACCUCCUCUUCCUGGACGUCAGCAACAACCAGCUCUCAGGCACCCCCAUCUUCUCCUUCGUCUCGCCAUCCAUGGCCGACCAAGCACAGGCCACCUACGACCUCUCGGGAAACUACUUCAUCACGCCUCCCGCCGCGUAUAUUGCGGGCGAUUCCGAGUUCUGCCCGGCCACGCUCAAGGGAGGGUACGGCGAGGCGAAUCUCGUGGUGUUCGGCGCGUCGUUUUACGGGAGCCAGAAGGGCAACUGCUUUCUCGGAGGGUACUGGAACAAGUCGGAGAGUUACACGGACUCUCUGUCGCAGAGCAACUGGCGUGGGUCGAAGCGCGGAGGCGGAGGCCGGUGGGCGAACCGCGUUGGCGGCGACAGUGGUCUCGUACCCGUCCUGCAUGCCGUACCCGGUGGCGUCUUCCGGCCCUUCCCCUACGGGAUCCUGGGACAACACGAGCCUGCGCAAGAGACGGUUCCGAGGGGCCCAGCUGGAUCAAACAGCGCUCGUCUCCGGCUCCUAUUUCAAUGCCUACUUCCGCUACGCCUCCCUCGGAUUCACCGGCAACGCCUCCUACCCCAAGUGGCAAAUCACCCCACGGUGGACUGGCGGGCGCGGGUGCCGGCGGCGCUACAGCCGGCCAAGGACCAGGGGCUGUGCUCGGCGUGUUGGAUUUUCGCACCGGUGGCGGCGGCGGAGGCGCUGUAUGCGAUUGUGUACGGCACAGCGGCGCCCAGCCUGGCGGAGCAGAAGGCCAUCGACUGCCAGGGCACCUGGACCUGCGCGGGCGGCCGACCAGACGACGCCUUCAACUACAUCGCCGCCUCGGGAGGGCUCCCUUCCACCGCCUCGUACCCUUACACCGGCAUGCCCAGCUCGGACCAAUGCAAGGUCCUGAGACGGUCUCUGUUCUCUCCUGAUGACAGCGCCCCUGCUGCUGACGCCACGUCUUCUCACCUUGCCCGUCGUCUGCGCGCGGGAUGGGGCUCCAGCCUGUUCUGGGGCAGAGGGUCGGAUGGAAGCUACUCCAUGCCCAGUGAACCCUACCCGAUUGCCAUGUUCGAGCAAGUGCAGAUCCGCGGGUGGAUGGGGAUUGCCAUUGCAGUGCAGGCUCAGCCUGUGGUGGUGUAUGUGGAGGCUCGGUCCGACUCUUUCAUCAAGUUUGUCGGGGGAUUUGUGUACAACGAUCCUGAUUGCUUCUCCACUCAAGUCGUGGACCAUCUGGUGGUGGUGGUGGGGUUCAACCUGCUGGACGCCACGCCCCACUGGAUCAUCCGCAACUCAUGGGGCCCGACGUGGGGCGAGAACGGCUACAUGAAAAUCGCCAUUGCCGGCGGCCCGGGCAUCUGCGGCAUGAACACGCUGCCGGCUCUCUACCCUGUCCUCUCAACACCGGACCCAUGCUCGCCCAUCAACCCGUGCGGCAGCGGCACGUGCACACCGCUCAAGCCGAAGCAGAAUGGCGGCAUGCGCAACAAGUGCACGUGCCCCUCGGGAUUCACCGCCGUCACCAACCUCGACAAGACACAGUCCUGCGCUGUUGCGAGUGUCUGCUCCUUCUCUGCACUCAACCCCUGCGGCUUCGGCACGUGCAUGGACGACAGCAAGGGCGGCUACUCGUGCCUCUGCUCGCCGGGCUACGUGCUUGGGCGUCGCACCGAUGCAUCUGUGACGUGCAUUCCUGGGAGCGUGAUGGUGAAGGUGACUCUGCAAGUGAACAUGACAUGCAACCAAGUCCGCUCCACCUUCCUUAUCUCCAACGAGGAGUUCUCCUCCCUCAAUCCCGGCAUUGAUUGUCCAGGAACCAUUCCCGCAGGCACCGUACUGGUCGUGCAGAACGCAAGUACAGCAGCCACAGGCUGUGUCGUGCCCUACACAAUCGUCGAUGGCGACACAUGCACGCUCGUAGCCAGCACCUUUGGGCUCACACUAGCAGAGCUUGCCACUGUCAACCCAGGCCUCAACUGUGACUUGCUCACUACGGGACAGCAGGUGUGCAUAAAGAUGGGUGCGCCGCUCCCUCAAACGUGCCUCAACUCGUACACAGUCAACCCCGGGGAGACGUGCAACGACGUCAUGCUCAACACGUACCCGCCCAUCUCAGCCACGCAGCUCUACCAGUACAACCCUGGCCUCAUCUGCUCUGCUGACGGCUCGCAACGCCUCGUUGGCCAAGAGCUCUGUGUGAACUCAGCACCUAUUGUCGGAGCAUCGUGCACAUACGGAACGUAUACAGUGGUCAUGGGAGACACGUGCGGCGGCAUCAUUUGCAAGAUCUGCAAGUGCAAUAGCUCGGCUUUCAACAAGUAUAACUACCCUACGUGUGCACGUCCGGGAGUCUCUACGUAG
This is a messenger RNA of Closterium sp. Yama58-4, 3141 nucleotides long. NCBI's taxonomy places the organism in Eukaryota, Viridiplantae, Streptophyta, Zygnematophyceae, Desmidiales, Closteriaceae. The record is from the annotation of a GenBank genome assembly.